GGAUUCGGGAGUGGAGCUCCUGCAGAGCUGGUGGUCCCAGGCGCAGGUGGCCGCGAGGAUGGUUUGGGCUGCGGGUGGCGCGCGCGCCCAGCGGCCGGGGCUCCCCUCUGCGUGGCCGCAGCUCUUGCGCCUCCCCGGGGGGCCGCCCCAUAGGCGCCGCUGAGGCCAAGGACACAGUGCGCCUUCUUAAAACGGGAUCAUGACGGUCCCCAAGGAGAUGCCCGAGAAGUGGGCCCGGGCCGGGGCGCCUCCAUCUUGGAGCCAGAAGAAGCCCUCUUGGGGGACAGAAGAAGAGCGGAGGGCGCGGGCUAAUGACCGUGAAUACAAUGAGAAAUUCCAGUAUGCGAGUAACUGCAUUAAGACCUCCAAGUACAAUAUCCUCACCUUCCUGCCUGUCAACCUCUUCGAGCAGUUCCAGGAAGUUGCCAACACCUACUUCCUGUUCCUUCUCAUCCUACAGCUGAUCCCCCAGAUCUCCUCCCUGUCCUGGUUCACCACCAUUGUGCCUUUGGUUCUUGUCCUCACCAUCACAGCUGUUAAAGAUGCCACUGAUGACUAUUUCCGCCACAAGAGUGAUAACCAGGUGAAUAAUCGUCAUUCUCAGGUGCUGAUCAACGGAGUCCUCCAACAAGAGCAGUGGAUGAAUGUCUGUGUUGGUGACAUUAUCAAGCUAGAAAACAACCAGUUUGUGGCGGCGGACCUCCUCCUCCUCUCCAGCAGCGAGCCCCAUGGGCUGUGUUACAUAGAGACCGCAGAACUGGAUGGAGAGACCAAUAUGAAAGUACGCCAGGCGAUUCCAGUCACCUCUGAGCUGGGGGACAUCAGUAAGCUGGCCAAGUUUGAUGGUGAAGUAAUCUGUGAACCUCCCAACAACAAGCUGGACAAAUUCAGUGGAACACUGUACUGGAAGGAAAACAAAUUCCCCCUGAGCAACCAGAACAUGCUGCUGCGCGGCUGUGUGCUGAGAAAUACUGAGUGGUGCUUCGGGCUGGUCAUCUUUGCGGGUCCUGACACCAAGCUGAUGCAGAACAGUGGCAGGACGAAGUUCAAGAGAACGAGUAUUGACCGUCUGAUGAACACACUGGUCCUCUGGAUUUUUGGAUUCCUGGUCUGUAUGGGAGUGAUCCUGGCCAUUGGCAAUGCCAUCUGGGAACACGAGGUUGGGACGCGCUUCCAGGUCUACCUGCCCUGGGAUGAGGCGGUGGACAGUGCCUUCUUCUCUGGCUUCCUCUCCUUCUGGUCCUAUAUCAUCAUUCUCAACACGGUUGUGCCCAUUUCACUGUAUGUCAGUGUGGAAGUCAUCCGUUUGGGCCACAGCUACUUCAUCAACUGGGACAAGAAGAUGUUCUGCAUGAAGAAGCGGACGCCUGCAGAGGCCCGUACCACCACGCUGAACGAAGAGCUGGGCCAGGUGGAGUACAUCUUCUCUGAUAAGACGGGCACCCUCACCCAGAACAUCAUGGUGUUCAACAAGUGCUCCAUCAAUGGCCACAGCUAUGGGGACGUGUUUGAUGUCUUGGGACACAAAGCUGAACUGGGAGAGAGACCAGCGCCUGUUGACUUCUCCUUUAAUCCUCUGGCUGACAAGAAAUUCUUGUUUUGGGAUCCAAGCCUCUUGGAGGCUGUCAAAAUGGGGGACCCACAUACCCAUGAGUUCUUCCGUCUCCUUUCCCUGUGCCACACUGUCAUGUCCGAAGAAAAGAACGAAGGAGAGCUGUACUACAAAGCUCAGUCCCCGGAUGAGGGGGCUCUGGUCACCGCAGCCAGGAACUUUGGUUUUGUGUUCCGUUCUCGUACUCCUAAAACAAUCACCGUCCAUGAGCUCGGUACAGCCAUCACCUACCAGCUGCUGGCCAUCCUGGACUUCAACAACAUUCGCAAACGGAUGUCAGUCAUAGUGCGGAAUCCAGAGGGGAAGAUCCGACUCUACUGCAAAGGGGCGGACACCAUCCUGCUAGACAGACUCCACCCUUCCACGCAGGAGCUACUCAACAGCACCACUGACCACCUGAAUGAAUAUGCAGGGGAUGGACUGAGGACCCUGGUGCUGGCCUACAAAGACCUGGAGGAAGACUACUAUGAGGAAUGGGCCAGGAGACGCCUACAGGCCAGCUUGGCCCAAGACAGCCGAGAGGACAGGCUGGCCAGCAUCUAUGAAGAGGUUGAGAGUGACAUGAUGCUGCUGGGUGCCACGGCCAUUGAGGACAAGCUUCAGCAGGGAGUCCCAGAGACCAUCGCCCUCCUGACUCUGGCCAACAUUAAGAUUUGGGUCCUAACUGGAGAUAAGCAAGAGACCGCUGUGAACAUUGGCUACUCCUGCAAGAUGCUGACUGAUGACAUGACAGAGGUGUUCAUAGUCACAGGCCACACUGUUCUGGAGGUGCAAGAGGAGCUCAGGAAAGCCCGGGAGAAGAUGGUGGACUCGUCCCACACGGUGGGCAAUGGCUUCACCUACCAGGGGAAACUCUCUUCUUCAAAGCUCACUUCUGUCCUGGAGGCUGUUGCCGGGGAGUACGCCCUGGUCAUCAAUGGGCACAGCCUGGCCCAUGCCUUGGAGGCUGACAUGGAGCUAGAGUUUCUGGAGACAGCAUGUGCUUGCAAAGCUGUCAUCUGCUGCCGGGUGACACCCUUGCAGAAGGCACAGGUGGUGGAACUGGUGAAGAAGUACAAGAAGGCAGUGACACUUGCCAUUGGGGAUGGUGCCAAUGAUGUCAGCAUGAUUAAAACUGCUCACAUUGGUGUGGGCAUCAGCGGGCAGGAAGGGAUCCAGGCCGUCCUGGCUUCCGAUUAUUCCUUUUCACAGUUCAAGUUCCUGCAGCGCCUCCUGCUGGUGCAUGGGCGCUGGUCCUACCUGCGCAUGUGCAAGUUCCUCUGCUAUUUCUUCUAUAAGAACUUUGCGUUCACCAUGGUCCACUUCUGGUUUGGCUUCUUCUGUGGCUUCUCAGCCCAGACCGUGUAUGACCAGUAUUUCAUCACCCUGUAUAACAUCGUGUACACUUCGCUCCCAGUCCUGGCCAUGGGGGUCUUUGACCAGGAUGUCCCGGAGCAGCGAAGCAUGGAGUACCCUAAACUGUACGAGCCAGGCCAGUUGAAUCUGCUGUUCAACAAGCGCGAGUUCUUCAUCUGCAUUGCCCAGGGCAUCUACACCUCUGUGCUCAUGUUCUUCAUCCCCUAUGGGGUGUUUGCAGAGGCCACUCGGGACGAUGGCACCCAGCUGGCAGACUACCAGUCCUUUGCAGUCACUGUGGCCACAUCACUGGUCAUUGUGGUUAGUGUGCAGAUUGGGCUGGAUACAGGCUAUUGGACAGCCAUCAACCACUUCUUCAUCUGGGGCAGCCUCGCUGUUUACUUUGCCAUCCUCUUUGCCAUGCACAGCAAUGGGCUCUUUGACAUGUUUCCAAACCAGUUCCGGUUUGUGGGGAAUGCCCAGAACACCCUGGCCCAGCCCACCGUGUGGCUCACCAUCGUGCUGACCACGGCUGUCUGCAUCAUGCCUGUGGUCGCCUUCCGCUUCCUCAGGCUUAGCCUGAAGCCGGAUCUCUCCGACACGGUCCGCUACACCCAGCUGGUAAGGAAGAAGCAGAAGGCUCAGCACCGCUGCAUGCGGCGAGUGGGCCGCACGGGCUCGCGGCGCUCCGGCUACGCCUUUUCACACCAGGAAGGCUUUGGGGAGCUCAUUAUGUCCGGCAAGAACAUGCGGCUGAGCUCCCUGGCCCUCUCCAGCUUUAGCACGCGCUCCAGCUCCAGCUGGAUCGAGAGCCUGCGCAGGAAGAAGAGCGACAGCACCAACAGCCCGGGGGGAGGGGCCGAGAAGCCCCUCAAGGGCUGAAGACCUAGCCUGGGACCCCUUGUGUCGGGGACCCGAGCUCACAGGGCCGGUGUCUGGGAACGGCUGGUCCUCCUCCCUGCAGCCUGCCUCCUCUGCCUGGUGGACUGCCCUGCGGGUCUCACCAGUGUAUACAGGUGGAGGGACCCCAGGGGCAGAGCAGGGGUUCGGGCCUUGGAUAGCGGCCGCAGUGAGGGACCAGCUGUGGAACCAAAAAACAUGAAAAACUAACUAAGAGAUUGGGUCCACCCCUGUCCUGCUGGGGGUCCACAGGGAGACUGUAAUCUCCGUAUUUUUUUUACUCCUAUUCCCCAGAGGGGCCCUAGUGCCCCUGUUCCUGAAUUACACAAGAAUGUAUCACGCCGGGAAGCCAGAGACCUGCUGGGCCUCCGAGCCC
This is a messenger RNA of Peromyscus eremicus (cactus mouse), 4223 nucleotides long. RefSeq names its product ATPase phospholipid transporting 8B2 (gene Atp8b2). Gene Ontology annotation, molecular function: ATP hydrolysis activity; ATP binding; ATPase-coupled intramembrane lipid carrier activity. The transcript has 27 exons. Gene Ontology annotation, cellular component: plasma membrane. NCBI's taxonomy places the organism in Eukaryota, Metazoa, Chordata, Mammalia, Rodentia, Cricetidae. Bases 200 to 3829 code for a protein of 1209 amino acids. Gene Ontology annotation, biological process: Golgi organization; phospholipid translocation. The record is from RefSeq and is a predicted model, not a curated record.